This is a messenger RNA of Paramecium octaurelia, 1667 nucleotides long. The record is from the annotation of a GenBank genome assembly. Lineage: Eukaryota; Ciliophora; Oligohymenophorea; Peniculida; Parameciidae.
AUGAAUAGAGACAUUGCAAACUAAUAUCGAUCACCUUAAUAAAUACCAUCUUCAAAAAAACCCAAUAUGGAAAAUUUACAACCUCAUAGAAACACAAAUGAAUUUAUUAAAUAGAUGAAAAAAAGAGUAGAUCAACCACCUCUUAGUGUUGUGUCUUAAAACUCUUAAAUAUAAGAUGCAUAGUCAAUUUUUAUAGAUGUUUCAAGGAUUGAACAAUAAUCUAACCAUUCAAAUAACAGUUUCUUAGACCCCUUAAAAUAACCUAUAUUACCAUAAUGUCAUAGAUCAAACCAACCUUCAAAUUGCACUACAUAAAGAACAAACAGGUAUGAAAUGCAAAGGAAUAGCAAGCCCUAUUUAGAUCAAACAGACAAUAUGGGGUUAUUAUUGAUUUAACAACAAAUGCUAUAAUUGUAAAAUGAAAACAUGAUUUUAAAAUAGCAAUUAGAGAAGUAGGAGAGUUAAAGAUUGCUGUUUUAAUAAUAAUUGCUAUCGCAAUUCUAGUCCUAGUAAUAACAAUAAUAAUAACAACCAAUAGUUAUAAAUAAUAAUAUAACAUAGUCUGAAAAGCAAUAAUAAUCAAAGUCUAUUCCUCCUCAAAAUACCUAAGAAGAAACAGGAUCUCCUCCUAAAAAAAUACUACGUAAAAAGCAACAAUCUCAAGCUAUUUAGACUGAUAAAUCUGUUUAAGAUUAAUCAAUUAUAAACAUAAAUGAAUCGUAUCAUAAUUAAUCCCUAUGUAUUAAACCAAAGUAAAUAUCAUAAUAACAACAAAUCAAAUCUCAUCAAUCAGAAAAGCAUAGUGUAGAAUCCUUAACUUUUGGUACUCAAUUAUCUCAAAGAAAUCUGAUAUCUUAAUAAUCCUAAUAGGAAUUGCAACUCUAAACUCAUGAAUGCCAAAGCAAAAAUUAAAGUUAUCAACAAAUUAACACAAAUUCUAUUGAAUUCUAAAUAGACAAUGAAUAGAGGGAUGUCUAAACUCAAAAUAAAAAGGAUGUUUAAAGGAAAUAUUCAUAGAUUGACUUAAUUAAUUCUUCUGUUUAGUAAGAUAAAACUUAUAGUAUACAUAAUCCAGAGAUACGAAAGCAGUCUUAACCAAGUGUUAAAUUAGAAUUUAAUUUCGAAGAUGGAACAAAUGAAUCAAGCAAAAAGUGUCUCGCAGAUUAUUUCUCAUAAAGAAAGAAAACAGCCAAUGUUGAAAGAAGAGUUUCAGUUUAGAUGCCAAUAUAAGAGGAGGAUUAGAGUUGGAUAGUGAAUGUCAAAUAAAGAAGUAAGGAGGAGUAAAUCAAACUGAGAAAAGAAAUGAUGGAAUAUGGAAGAAGCAAAAGAUAACAAAAUAAAAGUCAAACUCCAAUAAAUGAAGAACAAAACAGUGCACAAAAGGAAUAAGUCAAAAGAGUGAAAAGUCCAUUAAUGGAAAGAUUAGCCAUGGGAUAAAAGGCAAAAGUAAUUUUGAACUUAUUUAGGUUGAAGAAAAGGAGAUGUUUGCAUUAACAAAAAAAAAUUAUGAAAAUUUGCCAGAAGUAAAAAGCAAGAAGAAUUAAGAAGAAGUUAUCAAAUAAAAAUAGCUUUUCAUGAAAGAAAGAUAAAAUAAAUUAAAAGAAUUAGAUGAUGUAAUAAUUUAGUAUUAAUCUUAGAAAAUUAAAGAAAAAAUGAAAAAGCCAUGA